This is a messenger RNA of Colletotrichum aenigma, 972 nucleotides long. It is a transcript of the gene prlL-18, whose product is annotated as MFS transporter prlL. Gene Ontology annotation, cellular component: membrane. Lineage: Eukaryota; Fungi; Ascomycota; Sordariomycetes; Glomerellales; Glomerellaceae. The coding region runs from base 1 to 972 and encodes 323 amino acids. The transcript is spliced from 5 exons. The record is from RefSeq and is a predicted model, not a curated record. Gene Ontology annotation, biological process: transmembrane transport. Gene Ontology annotation, molecular function: transmembrane transporter activity.
AUGGCAGACAACUAUGUCCAUCUUCUUGUUCUGCGGUUCUUGCUCGGGUGGUUCGAAGCCGCUUUUUACCCAGGCGCCAUCUACUUGUUGAGCCGAUCUUAUACGAAGUCCGAGCUCGCGACGCGCCUGGCCAUGUCUUGUCGGAACGAGAGCCUGCACAGCUGGCAAUGGCUCUUUAUUAUCGAGGGAUCGGCAACCUUCCUAGCGGCGAUCGGAGGCAUUUUCCUGCUUCCAGAUACACCUGGCAAGACCCGUUGGCUUACGGCUGAAGAGAAUGCCUGCAGCGUGAUGCGAUUGGAGGAGGACAGCAUGAAUCAAUUGAAGCACGAGACACCGAUCCAAGGCUUGAUGAGCGCCUUGAAAGACUACAAGGUUUGGUUGUUCGUGUUCAUGCAAAACAUGCAUUUUUCAGCCAUGUCUUUUAAUCAAUUUUUCCCAACAAUUGUCAAGACCCUUGGAUACGAUCGUACCACCACGCUGGUCUUCACAUCACCCCCAUGCGUCUUUGCCGCAAUGUUUGCACUGGCCCUAUCCUGGUCCUCUGGACGGGUCGACGAGCGCGCAUGGCACAUUUAUGGUGGCAACGCCCUUGCUGUGGUUGGCUUUGCUGUAGCUUGUGCAACCACAAGUGUGGCGCCCCGAUAUGUCGCCUGCUUCUUGUUCGUCGCUGGCUCAUACUCUACAGGCAGCAUUAUCCUCGGCUGGGCUGCUGCUAAUGUCUUUGACUCCCACGAAAAGAAAGCUGUUACGGUGGCUAUUGUCAACUUUUCUGCAGUCGCAGCAAACAUUUAUACGGCUUACCUAUGGCCUGAUUCUGACAGCCCACGUCUCUUGGUCGGACUCGGCAGCAGUAUUGGACUCUACGUUAUGUGCAUGUUAUCCGCGCCCUUUACCUUGUUUCUGUUCAGGAGGCUCAAUAGACAACGGCUACGGCAGGCUGAUGGGGACUCCGUAAAGCUGUUUGCGACAUAG